AUGUCCGGUUUACUCGGUAAAGUUGUUAGAAUUGAUUCCGAGGGCGCUGCCCCAUCCCUAGCCUCAUUACCAGAAGUUGCAUCUCAGGUCGCUUCGCAAUGGAAAACUAGUAGGGCAUCUACUGUCAAACCAGGAGAAUGCCGCUUGCUGUUUCCCGCGCAAUCUCAUCCCAUUGCAGGAGUGGCGUCGGGAGAACAACCACGAGCUCCACAAACAGGCCCUGACUCGUUGCCUCCUAAGAACGUUUUUCUUCGAAAUGAACGCCUAGAAUGGACUCGACUGGCUGCAGCGAAGGGUGUGCGUGCCCUGCGCGAGUUGGGAAAGAUAAACGGUGAGAAGCAAGUAAUCGAAGUGGACUCUUUCUCAAGCUCACACGCCGCCGCGGUUGGAGCCAUUCUGGGACUCUGGAAUGUAAACCACUUCAAAACACGGGGUCCAAUGCCUGGCUGGGAUUUGCCACUCGAUAAACAAGGCGGUCGGCAUAUCAGUGUUGCUCCGAUGAAUGGCCUUGCCUCUCAAGACGAGAAAAAAUCUUUGCGCGACGAAGACGAUGAUCUUUGCAGCACCGGGACCCCAUUAAGCUGGUACACAGGUGAAGUGUAUGCUCAUGCUCAAAACUGGUCCCGAGAACUUCAAGAGGUACCGGCCAAUCUCAUGUCUCCAACUAUUUUCUCUGAGCGCGUCGUAAAUGCUUUCAAGAAUGUUCCACACACUCAGGUCGUGAUCAGGGAUGCGAAAUGGGCGCGUGAGCAAAACAUGAACUUGUUCCUGUCUGUGGCUCAAGGAUCGGAGCAGCCCUGUAAGUUUGUUGAAAUCCAUUAUCACGGUGCACCUGAGCAUCACUCCGCCCCGCUUGCUCUUGUUGGCAAAGGUAUUACGUUUGACACAGGCGGGAUCAGUUUGAAGCCUAGUGCUGGCAUGGACCUUAUGCGUGCCGAUAUGGGUGGUGCAGCUGCUGUGGUUGCCUCAACGCUAGCUAUAGCCCAACUGGGUCUUCCUAUUAAUGUUGUCACAGUGGCUCCUUUAACUGAAAACAUGCCAAGUGGGCGUGCUACUAAGCCUGGUGAUAUUUUCCAAGCACGAAAUGGCCUUACGGUUCAGGUCGACAACACGGAUGCUGAAGGUCGACUUGUCUUGGCAGAUGCGCUUUCGUAUGUAUCUGAAACGUUCUCGCCCCACACCGUUAUUGACGUGGCUACUUUGACUGGAGCCUGUGUCAUGGCUUUGGGCGAUGUGUACUCUGGCGUAUUUACGGAGAGCGAUUCGUUAUGGCAUCAGCUCAAAACCGCUUCUGAGGCUGAACAUGAUUUGUGUUGGCGCAUGCCACUCACUGAUAUGUACCUGCCACAAAUUUCCAAAUUGAAUGCAGAUUUAGUCAAUACGGGCGGGCGUCCCGCAGGAGCAUGUACUGCAGCCAUCUUCUUGAAGCAAUUCGUUCAUGGCCUGGAAGAUCGAACCAAAGGAGAAGAGCAAUGCGUGCAAUAUGCGCACAUCGACAUUGCCGGUUCUAUGGAAGCCGCUUCGAACACACUGAAUGACUAUCAAGCGAAAGGUCUAACUGGUCGCCCCGUUCGAGCACUUGUAGAGUUUGCGCGUCGUUUGGCCUACACUUCGUAG
This is a messenger RNA of Malassezia globosa CBS 7966, 1617 nucleotides long. RefSeq lists its product as uncharacterized. Gene Ontology annotation, molecular function: manganese ion binding; metalloaminopeptidase activity. The record is from RefSeq and is a predicted model, not a curated record. Bases 1 to 1617 code for a protein of 538 amino acids. The transcript has a single exon. Gene Ontology annotation, cellular component: cytoplasm. Gene Ontology annotation, biological process: proteolysis. NCBI's taxonomy places the organism in Eukaryota, Fungi, Basidiomycota, Malasseziomycetes, Malasseziales, Malasseziaceae.